AUGUCGGAAAGAAAAGCGAUCAACAAGUACUACCCUCCGGACUAUAACCCGAUGGAAGCGGGAAAAAAGGCGAAGAAGGCGAAAGGCAAACAACGAAAUAGCGUCAAGAUCAGGUUGAUGACUCCGUUUAGCAUUCGAUGUUUAAGCUGUUCUGAAUAUAUUCCUGAGAAACGUAAAUUUAAUGCGGAUAAAGAAACGCUACAGGAGAAAUAUUUGGAGAGUAUAAAAAUGUACAAGUUCACGUUUAGAUGCCCGAGGUGCGACAGCCGGAUAUCGUUCAGGACUGAUCCUAAGAGUAACGACUAUGUGAUCAAUGAAGGGGGUGAGAGAAAUUAUGUUAGGAGGGAAGAUGAGGCUGCGAAGGCGAAGGAGGAAACCAUCGAUGAGACCCUUGAAAGAGUCGCAAAGGAAUACGACGCUAAGGUAGGAGGUAAAGGGGGGCAGAGCAUAGCGAAUGGGACGAAUAAAGUUGAAGAGUUGGAGUCACAACUUGAUAAAUUGCAAAGGCAACAAGAAAACGAUGAGAAACUGGAGCAGCUCAUGAAACACAACGCUGCGAAGAUGAGACGGCACACCGAAAUGUCGACUACGGGAAACAAUCAUGAUCAAGAUAUUGAUGAAGCUGUUGAAAGGGCUUUUGGUGGAGAAACCAACAUCAAGGACGACGAUGGAAGCGACGGCGUGGAUGUUGUCAAGGAUGAAAAUAAUUUUGCUAAAAAUAAAAGUAAAGAUGUGGAAACAUCGCUUGACUUGGAUGAACUGGUCUCUAUGAAGAAAAUCAAACUGAAAUUGCAAAAAAGAAUGGGGAACUCGAAGCCUAAUUCAUUGGGGAUUAAAAGAAAAGUUACGAAAAAAGUACAACACUAA
This is a messenger RNA of Huiozyma naganishii CBS 8797, 867 nucleotides long. It is a transcript of the gene YJU2, whose product is annotated as mRNA splicing protein YJU2. The transcript has a single exon. The record is from RefSeq and is a predicted model, not a curated record. Bases 1 to 867 code for a protein of 288 amino acids. Lineage: Eukaryota; Fungi; Ascomycota; Saccharomycetes; Saccharomycetales; Saccharomycetaceae. Gene Ontology annotation, biological process: mRNA splicing, via spliceosome. Gene Ontology annotation, cellular component: U2-type catalytic step 1 spliceosome.